Mycena indigotica is the source of this 2679-nucleotide messenger RNA. Its product is annotated as Carbamoyl-phosphate synthase. The coding region runs from base 1 to 2679 and encodes 892 amino acids. The record is from RefSeq and is a predicted model, not a curated record. NCBI's taxonomy places the organism in Eukaryota, Fungi, Basidiomycota, Agaricomycetes, Agaricales, Mycenaceae. The transcript is spliced from 8 exons.
AUGGAGAAGCGCAAACGCGCUGCCGUCGAUUCCGACGUGGUUACUUUGAUAUAUGCCGCUCCAGGACACAAACGCUUCGCCAAAUUGUUGACAGAGGCGUCGCUGGACGAAAUCAAGGAGGUCGUAAGAAAACGCCUGAAUUUCCCGUCUGCCUCGAGCUUUCUACUUUCGUAUAAUAACGACAUCGCCUUGGAGAAUGACGACGAUUUCGACGCGUUUAUUGUUUACACAAACAAAUCCUCCUCACCUUCCAUCGACGUUCUGAUUGAGAUCAAGGACUUGACUACGCUUCCUCACCUUCCUCAGCCAAUCGACAAUGCGAUUUCCUUCAUCAUAGACCAGACAAAGACGACGACAACAGAUACUGCUCCACCUCCUAAGAAGCGGAAGGUCGCCGAUGAUUCACUCCUCGUUCCCGCCCCAACAGAAUCUGCAUCUGCUGUCAAAAGUAUUGCGACGACAACCAAACCAAUUUCCACAGCUGCAAAAGCCAAGAAGCCCAAAUUAGGUGAAUUCGUUCAGGGGGGUUCCAAUCCAGCAGCGGGCCAGAAGAAGGCAACGGAAAGCAACGAUAUUGUUGUCUUGGAAGGCCAAGAUGACCCAAAGAGGAAAUCGCAAAUUGCAGGACUACCUGAGAGCACAGCAGCCGCACCCAAAGCAGCGUCGAGGAAAGACGCCAGCUCCAGAUGCCCCUGCGGAGAUACUCCUGUGGAAGGUAUCAAGGACAAACUCAAGAGAACCAAACCGAAAGCUGUAGCACCUCGCAGAACGAAGAAGUCUGUGGAGGAAAAUGAUGAUGAUGGGGAAGUGAUGAAUGUUCAAUCAACAGCCCAAUCGAAAGUGUCCACGCAGAACGAAGGUAUCGAACCUGCUGCCAGUGGGCCGGAAGCCUUCUUGAAAGGACUUGUUAACGCCAUACCGGGUCCCAUUGGGGUGGAACAACCCAAGCCAAAGGCCAAAGCAAAGAAAGACGCUGUGCCCAUAUCCAAUGUGAAUCUUUCUUCGGUCUCGGGCGCGGAGACUGCAGGGGUAUCUGAUGCAUCUGUUGGCCACACAGAUCCAUUAAAACAAGCUGCUCGCAACGAAAAGGAAAGUUCAGAUUCGGAUUGCGAUACUCCUCAUCCCCCACCUAAAUUAAGUCGGCCUUCCAUCACCGACAUGGACUUGGAUUUAGAACUAGACGCCAUCACGCGCAAUCCCAACAUGAGCGUGGCAGAUCUCAUUACAGAAGAUGAUGACGAGGGAGAAGGAGAAAAGCAGAAUGUUGUGCUGGAGACGGACAAUGAAGACGACCUUCACUUUCGUCGACGCUCUCGGCGGUUUUACAAUGUUGAAUCAAGCGACGACGAGGGAGUUGAUGAGCGACGUUCGAUUCCUCCUGUAGAAGUUCCUGAAUCACGACGAUCAUCUCUUCGUUCUCAAACCGCGCCGCUCCUUCGAAACCCUCCAAGUUUUGACAAAUACCCAACAACAACUCUUAUAGAUGCCCACCAAACUCAAUCCACAGAUAUCGACUCGUCAGGUGACCGCGCUGUUGACCAGGUCAUGGCUUCUGAUGAAGCUAUGUUUGGUCUCGCUAUUCGUUCUGGCUCCGAGCGUGCUGCAGUCGAAGAAGAUCCUAUCCUCCCUGCCGACGAGUUUCCUCUUAUACCGAAUCCCGUCUGCGACGAAUCUCCUUCACCUUCUCCCCAGGAUGCAGUCUUGCGUCAAAAAGGUCACAAGCGGCUAUCUCAAAUCGAGCCACCCAUCACAAUCUCGCCUAAGCCUGAAGAAGUGGUCGAGAAAGCUCUUCCUCCGAAGCUUACACGCAAGAGGAGUGCAGCUGCCCUAGCCACGAAUCCCGAUGAACCACCUCCAAAACGUGCUCUUCGCGAAAAGACGGUUGAACCAGAAGCACCUGCCCAACGUAGAAAACGCGGUCCGAACAAAACUCCCGAGCAAAAGGCACUCGAAGCUGAAGCCAAAGCUACUCUGAAAGAGGCACUCGAGAAGGUCAAGAAGGAAAAAGGCUCCGCGAAAAUAACGGCGGAGCUCAAGGCAUUCGAGGCUCAAGCGAAGGCUGCUUAUAAAGAGGCGAUGCAGAAGUCGAAGAGAGAUGGGGGUCUGAGGAAACCCCCAGAGCAAGAGGCAUUUGAAGCUGCCGCCAAGGCUGCUUACAAAGAGGCGCAGGAGAAAGCCAGAAAAGAGAGAAAUUUCAAGGCAUUGGCGUUGAAGAAAAUCGCUCAGAAAAACGUUGCUAUUUCACCGGAUGCAGAGCAAACAACACCCAUGUCGACCGCUAGUUGGACAGUUUUGGCGCCAGCUUCAUCUCUUGAAGACGCCAACUUGGCUGAUGAAUCCCAGCGCGAUGAACUUCGUUCGAGCAGUCGAGAGCCCCAUGUUGCGAACCAAAACUCGGACGACGAAGAGGAGGAAGAGAUCAACAUACAGCUGACUGCGCGUUCCCAAUCGAGCAAGAAUACGCCGUCUACUACUACGUAUCGUCGACUAACCGACAUAACAAGUCAACCGUUUGCCACGCCCACACUCAGUAACACCCCAAAGCUAACCUCGACUGUUCCGCGGGUACGGAAAGGACGGAAAGAUAUGUAUGGAGACGAUUCUUCAAGUGAUUCGUCGGAUGAGCAGGAGGUUCAGUCUCAUAUUCCAAAGUCGCGUCGAGCUGGUGCCAAAAAAUAG